Calypte anna (Anna's hummingbird) is the source of this 1078-nucleotide messenger RNA. It is a transcript of the gene SRP9, whose product is annotated as signal recognition particle 9. Gene Ontology annotation, cellular component: signal recognition particle, endoplasmic reticulum targeting. Gene Ontology annotation, molecular function: 7S RNA binding. NCBI's taxonomy places the organism in Eukaryota, Metazoa, Chordata, Aves, Apodiformes, Trochilidae. The record is from RefSeq and is a predicted model, not a curated record. Bases 85 to 345 code for a protein of 86 amino acids. Gene Ontology annotation, biological process: negative regulation of translational elongation; SRP-dependent cotranslational protein targeting to membrane. The transcript has 3 exons.
GGGUGUCUGGGAGGCGCAGGCGCCCCGGCGCCAUUUUGCUGGCGGAACGGAAGCGGGCAGUGUCGGUGUCGGGGCGGCCUCGCCAUGCCGCACUACCAGACCUGGGAGGAGUUCACACGCGCCGCCGAGAAGCUCUACCUCGCUGACCCCAUGAAGGUGCGAGUUGUUCUCAAAUACCGACAUUGUGAUGGGAACCUCUGUAUCAAAGUAACAGAUGAUGUAGCUUGUUUGCUGUAUAGGACAGACCAGGCUCAAGAUGUAAAGAAGAUCGAGAAAUUCCACAGUCAGCUAAUGCGACUCAUGGUGGCUAAGGAAUCCCGCAGUUCCACCAUGGAAACAGACUGAACUGCUGAAAAUAAAAUGAGUGCUCUGGGCAUGUUUCACUGAAAGAAAAUACGGAUUUUGGAUUUGGACUAAUACUGGGACAGGAGAUGCUUUUAUGUACUGAAGUGGACUGAUGACAAGUCUGAAGCAUUUUCAUCCCCCCAGACUCCACUUUGGAACUAGGAAAGUAAAUGCUUUCAAGUGAAAGCUUGUAUUUAUUUUUGGGAAUUGAACAAAAACUAUUCUUAAAUAUUACGUAUGCUAAGAAGACAUAUUUGAUAUCUGUUUUACUUUAGUCUGAAUUUGAUUGGCCACAACCAUAUUUCUGGAAAGUUACUAUAAAAUUUCAUAUAGUUUUCAUUGUGUUCAUACCUUGUGCUGGUGUAUUCUCCCAGUGGGAAGGUUUAUUAACAUAAUACUGUAGCAUGUUGACUGGAUCUAAUAAAUAUUUACAUCAAUGAUAUACAUCAGUGGGUUUUAGAAGAAUGGAUGUUUUCUGAACUGAAAUGCUAAAAUUGCCAGUUUGUGUUAGCACUCUUACUAGCAAGAUUAUAGCUUUUAGAACUGAUCUUGGUCAUAAGCUGUGCAACAUUAUGUGUGAUGCAGUUUGUAGAACUGUUAUAUUGGCUAAAUAAUUAAACAUGUAUUUUAAAACUUAAACCUUUGCUUGAAUUUUGCUAGAGAUCAAUGAGGAACUGUAAAUUUCUUUUCUGCAAAUCUUGCUAUUAAAAAACAGGCUGGCUUUUCUCCAGUA